GGGUUCAGAUCAGGGCUGCCGCUGAGUCCGCGAGGGCAAUAAAGAGAGGAGCGAUAUAAAUGAGGAGGAAAUUACAUCCGCUUUGAUCGGAUCUCAGCCUCUGCAGCCGGCGGUGACGGGGAGGCGGCGGAGCGGACGAGCCGCGGUGUGCGCGCAGGGAGACGGACAACGUAGCGAGACACAAACCGAUGAUAUUUCAGAGCUGCAAAAGGAACAUAGUGGAUUUUUGAGAACCGACACUGCAACAUUUGGACAGUUGGAUUUAAAAAAAAUAAUUGAGUGGAAAUCAAAGCAAGCUUUUAAAAAAAAAGAACAACAAAAAACACGAGCACGCUGCGAUCGCGCAGAAGCAGGAUGAGCGUGUUUUCUGCAGGGAGAGCAGAGCAGUGCGUUUGAGUGGGACAUGGCAAACGGAGGGGACCAGUUCGGCCUUGCAGAGCGUCCGGACUCAGACUGCAUGGAUUCCCCAAAAGAGACCAAACAGGAAAAUCCCAGCUACACCUUAACCUCACCAGCCUCUUCACCACAGACAGAGUCCAGCCAGCAGGUACCGGCCUGUACUGCGGACCAGAAUCAAGGCAUGGAGGGAAUCAAAGUUUUCCUCCACGACAGGGAACUUUGGACAAAGUUUGAUGAAGUAGGAACUGAAAUGAUCAUCACAAAGGCUGGAAGGAGGAUGUUUCCCAGUUACAAGGUGAAGGUCGCAGGACUCAACCCAAAAACCAAGUACAUACUCCUCAUGGACAUUGUGCCCAGUGACGACCACCGCUACAAAUUUGCAGACAACAAAUGGUCGAUAACGGGAAAGGCAGAGCCCGCGAUGCCCGGGAGGCUCUACGUCCAUCCGGACUCUCCCGCCACCGGGUCGCACUGGAGCCGCCAGCUCGUCUCUUUUCAGAAGCUCAAACUCACCAACAACCACCUGGACCCCUUUGGACACAUAAUACUCAACUCCAUGCAUAAAUACCAGCCUCGCCUCCAUAUUGUCAAGGCAGACGAGAACAACGGCUUCGGCUCAAAAAACACGGCUUUCUGCACCCACGUCUUCUCUGAGACUGCCUUCAUCGCUGUGACGUCCUACCAGAACCACAAGAUUACACAGCUGAAGAUAGAGAAUAAUCCUUUUGCUAAGGGCUUCAGAGGCAGCGAUGACAAUGAGCUUCACCGCAUGGCCAAGCUGCAAGGUAAGGACUACCCUGUGGUCCCUCGCAGCACCGUCCGUCAGAGGGCCUGCUCCACCGGGAGUCCCUUCAGUGGGGAGGGUCGAGGUCUGCGAGGCUCCCCCGAAGCUGUCCGAUCCCCCUACAGCUGUGAGAACAGGUUGAGCAGCGCCAGUCCCCAGGAGCUGCUGAGGGCUCCGCCUGCACACUAUGCCCUGCCUCAUCCUCACCAGCAGCACGGCCAACAGCCGCAGGUGUACCACUGCACCAAGAGGAAAGUGGAGAACUGCUCUUCAGGAAACCGCCAGCUCCCGUACAAGAAACCCUUCACCGGUAGCUCUCCAAGUGAGGGAGAGUCUUACUAUCACCCCUCCUCCUAUCCUCCUCCUCCACCCGGUCUAUCAAACAACCCACUCACUGACCCCCCCUACAGCUCAGACAUGGGACAGCGUCAGGCGUGCAUGUUUGCCAGCUCUGAACCCAGACUGGAUGAACUCAACUGUACAUCCUGGUCAUACACCAGCCCGCUCCCCUCUGCCAUGACCCCCAUGGAACCCUACCCACCUUAUACCCCUCAUCCUCCCUACAGCUCCAGCCCUCAGGGCUCUCGACUCAGCGCUAUAGCCACCCAGAGCUCUUCGCCACUGGGAGAGCACAUCGCCCACAACCCCUAUCAGAGCCAGAGCUCUGGUCCUCCAUCUCAGGGCUCCCAAAACAUUCACAGCAGGCAGCUCAGCCCUCCUCUCAGGGAGUAUCCUCGCUACACGCCCAACCUGUCUCCUCCUCUCUACCACACACUAGAGACGCACACACACAUCAGGUGUGGCGUCCCAGAAUGGAGUGCAGCCUCCUAACUGACCCAGAGGACAUACCCCAAAAGACUGGACAGAGAUUCCUCAUCUCAAAUUCAGUGACCCUUCUUUCUGCUCUUCUGAAAGAUGCUGCGCCGUAUAUGGACUAAAUAUGAUAUUACAUUUGUAAAAUAAUUGUGAAAAGUGUGAUUUUGUGCUGUGUGAAGAGGUCAUGUUUCUACCCUAGGCUGGAUGGAGCAGUGGAUUGUUAAAGACCGGACUUGGUCAUCCAUGAAGCUUCAGAAAGCAAAAAAAGCAAAAAAAAAAAAAAAAGGAGUAGCACAAUCAAAAGUUGUACUUUUUCAUCUUUC
Cottoperca gobio is the source of this 2322-nucleotide messenger RNA. RefSeq names its product T-box transcription factor 5b (gene tbx5b). Gene Ontology annotation, biological process: cell fate specification; positive regulation of DNA-templated transcription; regulation of transcription by RNA polymerase II. Gene Ontology annotation, molecular function: RNA polymerase II cis-regulatory region sequence-specific DNA binding; DNA-binding transcription factor activity, RNA polymerase II-specific. NCBI's taxonomy places the organism in Eukaryota, Metazoa, Chordata, Actinopteri, Perciformes, Bovichtidae. The record is from RefSeq and is a predicted model, not a curated record. Bases 404 to 2014 code for a protein of 536 amino acids. The transcript has 9 exons. Gene Ontology annotation, cellular component: nucleus; chromatin.